ACGCCGCGCGCCUCUGCAGUCUGGGCCUGGGGCUGGGCGCGCUACCCCGGGACCUCGCGCCCUGCGCCCCGCACCCAGGCCCGCGUGGGCGCCCAGGCCGACACACCCAGCCCCAGCGCGGAGUGACGAGUUCCCGCAGGGGGCCGCGGCGGAACCAGGACCAGCAGCGCCGGGGCGGGCGCCUCUCGGCAACCAGAUGUUCGCCAUUCAGCUGGGGCUAGCUGAGGGGGGCCAGUUCCUGGGGAGCCCACCUCCUGGGGUAUGUCAGCCCAACUUCCAACCAGACAGCAAUUCCAACUUCAUGGCAAGUGUCAAGGAUGCCAAUGAAAACUGGCAUGGGCUGCCAGGCAAAGUGGAAUCCAUCCUGAUGGGGAGUUCCCCUGCGUUGUCCUCUGACAAGGAGGACUUCCAGGCCCCUGGACUCCCCGAGGAGGAGGUCCGCAGCCCUCCAGAGGGGGCAGAGAUCCCCAGGGCUCAGCUUGAGAAGAUGAGCGGUGCCAGCACAGUCUGCUCCCCACUGGAGGACAACAGCUAUGCCAGCAGCUCCCUAAGUAUCAACAGUCCCAGCAGCAGCCCUGAGCCGGCCUGUGGAACUCCUCGAGGCCCUGGCCCUCCAGAUCCUCUUCUGCCCUCGGUGGCCCAUGCAGUGCAGCAGCUGCAGGCCCAGGAGCGCUACAAAGAGCGGGAGAAGGAGAAGCACCAUGUGCAUUUGGUGAUGUACCGUCGCCUGGCCCUGCUCCAAUGGAUCCGUGGCCUGCGGCACCAACUGGUUGACCAGCAGGCCCGUCUGCAGGAGAGCUUUGACACCAUCCUGGACAACCGAAAAGAGCUUAUCCGUUGUCUCCAGCAGGGGGCAGCACCAUCCCGACCCCAAGACCAGAGCUAAGGGUGUGCUCCCACAGGUGUGCAAGGGGUUCUACUCUUUCCUGGAGAGAGAAGGCUAGCCUGCUGUCAUUUAUCUGAAGGUUAUGGCUGAUCCAUUCUCCUUCUUUCUUCUCCUCACCCAUCCAAGACCUCGCUCUGCUAAGGCUGUUGUCCCUGAUGGUGGAUUUGUGUAAGAGGUUUGAUGCCUGCUUUGGCCUACCAUGUUUAAUUUGGCUGUGAUUUUGUCAUGGCAGCUGGCAGAGAAUUGGUAUCAGGAAGGAGUACAGGAGAUGGUGAUGGAGACCGUGACAGAGUUGGGGGGUGGGGAUCAGAGAAGGAGAUAGGAGACUGUCCUUCCUGAAGUCUACCUUUGGACAGCUGGGGGAUGGGGUGGGAGAAAUGCCAGUUCAGAACCCUGUGAAGAAUAGGAGAAUGGGAGUUCUAAAAUAUCAGUCCCCAAACAAACUAGAUCUCUCCACUGGGAAAGGAGCUGUUGAAAACCAUUUUGAUUUAAGCUUCUGAUGAAAAGGAAUGUGUGUUUAUAAGCUUGCAAAUAAUGAACAAGGUGUUCCAAGAGUAUUGAGAAAAAUCUCUCUUCUCUUUCUGCCUCUGCCUCUCUGUGCCUCUAUGGCUUUGGCAACAUUCAAUUGGUUUGGUCCAUUUCGCGGAAAUCAGACUGAGUCGGGGAGCCAGAGCUCAGCUUUCUGAGGUGGCAGAAGGGAGUGUCAGAAAAGCCUUAGGAAGCUCUUAGGAUAUUGGGUGAUACCCCCUUCCAUCACUGCAUGGGGUUGACAGCCUCCAGCAGAAGCUCCUUGAGGUGGAGAGGGGGUGUGUCCUGGGGAGAACCAAGGACCAAGGUAGCUAAGCUCUCUGGGAGCCAAGAGAAUGUAAGAUCCUGGUGGGUGAGCAGUGGCAUAAUGGCGAAAUGCUGGCCCUCAUUCUCUCUACCUGCAAAAUGUGGGGCCUCUUCUUGGUCUGUCUCUAAGUAGUUCCAUCCCUGGGAAGUGAAUGAAAGGUAUAAGGAAUGGGUGAAACAUGGGCCAUGGGGACUUUGUGUCUAGCUUAUGCAUGUUGAAUGUGAACUUCAACUCUGGACCAACCCCAGAUGAAUAAAUGGGGCCAGAGAAAUGAA
This is a messenger RNA of Choloepus didactylus (southern two-toed sloth), 1996 nucleotides long. It is a transcript of the gene C2H1orf216, whose product is annotated as chromosome 2 C1orf216 homolog. The record is from RefSeq and is a predicted model, not a curated record. The coding region runs from base 197 to 886 and encodes 229 amino acids. The transcript is spliced from 3 exons. Lineage: Eukaryota; Metazoa; Chordata; Mammalia; Pilosa; Megalonychidae.